Pyrus x bretschneideri (Chinese white pear) is the source of this 3058-nucleotide messenger RNA. RefSeq names its product exocyst complex component SEC10b. The record is from RefSeq and is a predicted model, not a curated record. Gene Ontology annotation, biological process: Golgi to plasma membrane transport; exocytosis. Lineage: Eukaryota; Viridiplantae; Streptophyta; Magnoliopsida; Rosales; Rosaceae. The coding region runs from base 161 to 2671 and encodes 836 amino acids. Gene Ontology annotation, cellular component: exocyst; cytoplasm. The transcript has 25 exons.
AGUAAUCGAAUUUUCGUUGUAGUCUUCGUCUACGAGCGAGCUCUCUCUCCUCUCUCUCUCUCGCUCUCGAUCUAACCAAGCCAGACCCAGCGAAGAAGGAAGAGGCAAACUCUCUGAUAUUCUCUCUCUCACUUUCUCGCUCACUGAAAUUCGAAUAGAGAUGAAAGAGAGUAGAGACAAGAGUGAUAGACGUUCAAAAUCUUCAUCUGUUAGCUCACUUCCACUCAUCUUGGACAUAGACGACUUUAAGGGGGAGUUUUCUUUUGAUGCAUUGUUCGGUAACCUUGUAAAUGAGCUGCUUCCUUCUUUUCAAGAAGAAGAAACAGACUCAUCUGAAGGUCAUAGCAACCUCAGUGGGAAUGAUUCUUUACAAAAUGGACAUAUGCGAGUACCAUCAGAUGCAGCAAAAUUUGCGCAAGGACUUUCAGACCCUUUAUUUCCAGAAGUAGAUAAGAUAUUAUCUCUGUUCAAGGAUUCUUGUAAAGAGUUGGUUGAUCUCCAGAAACAGAUUGAUGGAAGACUCUACAAUCUUAAGAAGGAGGUUUCUGUACAAGAUUCUAAGCACCGCAAGACACUUGUUGAGCUUGAAAAAGGAGUAGAUGGCUUGUUUGGUAGCUUUGCCAGGUUGGAUUCACGUAUAUCAAGUGUUGGCCAGACCGCUGCAAAAAUAGGAGAUCAUCUGCAGAGUGCAGAUGCUCAGCGGGAAACUGCUAGUCAAACAAUAGAGCUUAUAAAGUACUUGAUGGAGUUCAAUAGCAGCCCAGGCGAUCUCAUGGAACUUUCACCCCUGUUUUCUGAUGAUAGCCGUGUUGCAGAGGCUGCUAAAAUUGCACAAAAAUUGAGGGCCUUUGCUGAGGAAGAUAUUGGAAGACAGGGGAUAUCUGUACCAUCAGGCAAUGCAACAGCUAGCAGAGGGUUAGAAGUUGCAGUUGCUAAUCUUCAGGACUACUGCAAUGAAUUGGAGAACAGAUUGCUAUCUCGUUUUGAUACUGCAUCACAGAGAAGAGAAUUGUCAACCAUGGCAGAAUGUGCUAAAAUAUUAUCUCAGUUUAACAGGGGCUCUAGUGCUAUGCAACAUUAUGUGGCAACACGUCCAAUGUUUAUUGACGUGGAAGUCAUGAAUGCAGAUACCAGAUUGGUUCUUGGUGAUGAGGGUUCACAGGCUAGUCCUAGCAAUGUUGCUCGUGGACUUUCUUCCUUGUAUAAAGAAAUCACAGACACUGUACGUAAGGAGGCUGCAACAAUUAUGGCUGUCUUCCCUUCUCCAAAUGAAGUUAUGUCAAUCUUAGUUCAGCGAGUUUUGGAGCAGAGAGUUACUGCUUUACUGGACAAAUUAUUAGUGAAGCCAUCUUUGGUGAAUCUACCUCCCAUGGAAGAAGGCGGACUUCUAUUGUAUCUUAGAAUGCUAGCAGUGGCAUAUGAGAAGACACAAGAACUUGCUAGGGAUCUACGAGCUGUGGGAUGUGGUGACUUGGAUAUUGAAGGCCUCACGGAGUCUCUGUUUUCUUCUCACAAGGAUGGAUAUCCUGAACAUGAGCAGGCCUCUCUUAAACAACUAUAUCAUGCUAAGAUGGCAGAACUACGUGCUGAAAACCAACAGAUACCUGAAUCAGGUGGAACAAUCGGGCGCUCAAAAAGCACUGCAGUAGCAUCUUCCCACCAGCAAAUAUCCGUCACUGUUGUGACAGAGUUUGUUCGUUGGAAUGAAGAAGCCAUUGCCAGAUGCACUUUGUUUUCAUCUCAACCUGCAACACUUGCAGCAAAUGUAAAAGCAGUGUUCACUUCCCUGCUAGACCAAGUCAGUCAAUAUAUAACGGAAGGUCUUGAGCGAGCAAGAGAUGGCCUGACUGAAGCUGCAGCUUUGAGGGAAAGAUUUGUACUGGGCACUAGCGUUAGUAGAAGGGUGGCUGCUGCUGCUGCUUCUGCUGCAGAAGCUGCUGCUGCGGCUGGUGAAAGCAGUUUCAGAUCUUUCAUGGUUGCUGUACAACGCUGCGGUAGUAGUGUGGCUAUAGUUCAGCAAUAUUUUUCAAAUUCUAUAUCUCGGCUCCUACUCCCUGUUGAUGGUGCACAUGCUGCUUCUUGUGAAGAAAUGGCAACAGCUAUGUCCAGUGCAGAGGGUGCCGCAUAUAAAGGGCUUCAACAGUGCAUUGAAACUGUGAUGGCAGAGGUGGAGCGGUUACUUUCUGCUGAACAGAAGGUAACUGAUUAUAGAUCACCUGAAGAUGGAUUUGCUCCUGAUCAUCGGCCAACAAAUGCCUGUACAAGAGUUGUAGCGUAUCUUUCCCGUGUGCUAGAAUCAGCAUUCACGGCACUUGAAGGUCUUAACAAACAAGCAUUCCUGACUGAAUUAGGAAGCCGCUUGCAUAAAGGGCUGCUAAAUCAUUGGCAGAAGUUCACUUUUAAUCCAAGUGGAGGACUGCGGCUGAAGCGUGACAUAACUGAAUAUGGAGAAUUUGUGCGUAGUUUCAAUGCUCCUUCCGUCGAUGAAAAAUUUGAAUUGCUGGGAAUAAUGGCCAAUGUCUUCAUUGUUGCUCCUGAAAGUCUCUCGACUCUAUUUGAGGGCACGCCAAGUAUACGGAAAGAUGCACAAAGGUUUAUUGAGCUUCGAGACGACUACAAGAGUGCAAAGCUUGCUGCCAGACUUAGUUCCUUGUGGACAAGUUCUAGUUGAUGCGGAAGCAGUACGCUGAUUAGAUACGCCCUCCCAAAUUUUACUUGUCAUCAAGCUGUUGCAGAGCUUAGAAAGAAGGCACAUCAAGUUGAAUUCAUUUGGAAGCACAGACGCCAAGCUAGGGAGCCAGUUCUAAGUAACUGGCUGGCUAAGGAGCUCAUUGUCGGCGCAUUGAAUCCAAAAUUGUUUGAUUUUCUUUCCCAUUUUGUUGAAGUGUUUAUUUUUGAAGGUAUAAAUAGGAGGACCAGAAAAGAUUGUAGUCUUUAGAGCUUUAAUUCGUUUGCUAGGCUUGCAAAUUUGAUUCGACAACAUGAGGAUAUGAAUCAAAUGAUGAAUUCGUUGAACUGAAUUAGCUAAUUUUCGAGGUGCAUGUAUUGUUGUUUCUUA